Messenger RNA from Oreochromis aureus, 511 nucleotides. Its product is annotated as class I histocompatibility antigen, F10 alpha chain-like. Lineage: Eukaryota; Metazoa; Chordata; Actinopteri; Cichliformes; Cichlidae. The record is from RefSeq and is a predicted model, not a curated record. Bases 98 to 496 code for a protein of 132 amino acids. Gene Ontology annotation, biological process: immune response. Gene Ontology annotation, cellular component: external side of plasma membrane. The transcript has 2 exons.
GUUUCUCGUGUUGAAGCUUUGAUACGGGAGCUGGAAGCACAGAGGCGCCUUUUCUGGACAAAAUAACGCGUAAAGUCUGUUAAAGGUUUGGAUUUUUAUGGUCACAAUGAAGGCCUUCAUCUUCCUUCUUCUCCUGGGAAUACAGGGGGCAGCGGCAGUGACCCACUCUCUGAAGUAUUUCUACACUGCGUCCUCUCAAGUCCCAAACUUCCCAGAGUUUGUGGCUGUUGGAUUGGUUGAUGAUGUUCAGAUUAAUUAUUAUGACAGCAACAUGGAGAAACCAGUGCCCAAACAGGACUGGUUUGCCAGGAACACAGAUCAGCAGUACUGGGAGAGACAGACUAAGAUCAUUGUGGGUUCCCAGCAGACGUUCAAAGCCGGUAUUGAGAUUUUAAAGCCUCGCUUCAACCAAACUGGAGGUUUGUUCACGUUUCAUUUUUUUUUACUGAUACUUGCUGUUAAUAUUUUCAGUGUGUGUUUUGUUUUUCAGUACUAAACAUGUUUGUACACA